AUUGGUGCUGCAGAGGAGGUCAAAUCUUGCUUUAGAGUUGGGUGGUCAGAUGAAUUGAGCCCUGAGCGGGGUUUUCAGUAUGUUUACUUGACUCCUGAGGAUCAUGAACGAAUGAAAUCUUCUGUCAUUGCUCAUGAACUGAAGUUGUCAGAUGGAGAGAUCCGAUGGGUUAUAGAUACUAUAAUAGGAAAAGAGGAUGGCCUCGGAGUUGAGAACUUAAGUGGUAGUGGAGCCAUUGCCAGUGCAUAUUCGCGGGCAUACCAUGAAACAUUUACCUUGACAUACGUAACCGGCAGAACUGUGGGCAUAGGUGCUUAUCUUGCUCGUCUUGGCAUGCGGUGUAUACAGAGGCUCGAUCAGCCUAUAAUUCUGACUGGUUAUUCUGCACUUAACAAACUUUUGGGUCGGGAAGUCUACAGCUCGCACAUGCAACUUGGUGGACCUAAAAUCAUGGCAACUAAUGGUGUUGUUCAUCUGACUGUCUCAGAUGACCUUGAGGGGGUAUCUGCGAUCUUGAAGUGGUUGAGCUUUGUACCCCCAUACUGUGGUGGUCCACUUCCUAUUUUGACCCCCUUGGAUCCUCCAGAGAGACCUAUUGAGUAUUUCCCUGAGACGACAUGCGAUCCAAGAGCAGCUAUCUCUGGCUUAACAGAUCCAAGUGGAAAGUGGUUAGGUGGCGUUUUCGACAGGGAUAGCUUCGUUGAGACACUGGAAGGCUGGGCAAGGACUGUUGUAACAGGACGGGCAAAACUUGGAGGAAUUCCUGUAGGAAUAGUUGCUGUUGAGACCCAAACUAUGAUGCAAGUAAUCCCUGCCGAUCCUGGACAGCUUGAUUCUCAUGAAAGGGUUGUCCCUCAGGCAGGGCAAGUAUGGUUUCCUGACUCCGCAACGAAGACGGCUCAAGCACUGAUGGAUUUCAAUAGGGAGGAGCUACCUCUUUUCAUUCUUGCCAACUGGAGGGGAUUUUCAGGUGGACAAAGGGACCUUUUUGAAGGUAUCCUCCAAGCUGGAUCAACCAUUGUUGAGAACCUUCGAACAUACAAACAGCCUGUUUUUGUGUACAUUCCUAUGAUGGGCGAGCUCCGUGGUGGGGCAUGGGUUGUUGUGGAUAGUAAGAUCAAUUCAGACCAUAUUGAAAUGUAUGCUGAACGAACAGCUAGAGGAAAUGUCCUUGAGCCUGAAGGUAUGAUUGAGAUCAAAUUCCGGACAAAAGAAUUGCUUGAGUGCAUGGGUAGGCUUGACCAACAGCUUAUCAAUCUCAAGUCAAGGCUUCAGGAAGCUAGGACUGCUGGGGUAUAUGCUACGAUUGAAACCGUACAUCAGCAAAUAAAAACACGCGAGAAGCAGCUUUUGCCAGUAUACACUCAAAUAGCAACAAAGUUUGCGGAACUGCACGAUACUUCAUUUAGAAUGGCUGCAAAGGGGGUAGUCAGGGAAGUGGUAAAUUGGGAAAGUUCUCGUUCGUUCUUCUACAGGCGAUUGCUCAGAAGGGUUGAGGAGGAGACGCUGAUCAAAACUGUGAGGGAUGCUGCCGGUGACCAGCUUUCUUACAAAUCUGCGAUGGAUAUGGUGAAAAGGUGGUUUCUGGAUUCAAAAGAAAGCAGAGAAGAUGCUUGGGCAGAUGACGAAGCUUUCUUCUCAUGGAAGAACGACCCUAAUAACUACGAGGAAAGCCUACAACAGUUGCGAGUCCAAAAGGUGUUACUUCACCUAUCCAAGAUUGGUGAUUCAACAUUGGAUUUACGUGCUCUACCACAGGGUCUUGUUGCUCUCCUACAAAAGGUUGAGCCAGCAACUAGAGAGCAGUUGAUCAAUGAUCUGAGAAAGGUGCUUAAUUAAUCAACGAGCCCGCAGCUCGAUGCCACUUGUUCCUGCUCCAUGGACCAUAUGUGCUGAACCUGAAAUCUGCUAAGGCAGCCAGCAGUCGACUUAUACUAUGAAGUGAUGGUUCUCUAAUGAAUAAUAUGCUUUCAACGAAGCGCUGGAGAUGCUUUGCAGGUCAUUGGUUCAAUUUUGUGUAGUAGAAUGUAGGUAGUAGAAUCCUUAAGAGAGAUGUAGGUUACAGCAUUCAAUUGUUUGAGCUAAAAGAUGCACGGCCUAGCAGGUUCCUUACUGAAAUUCCUGCAAGCCUGAUUAUCAUAUGAUGUAUAUCUUGAUUGCUCCCUUUGUAUAAGAAUCAGUUAGCAGAAUGUCCAAAUAAAAUAUGAGGCUUCUGUAAGUCAUGCUUGAAUGUAGUUGCUGUUCAAAUGGUUAGCAAUUGA
Molecule: messenger RNA, 2261 nt
Organism: Nicotiana tabacum (common tobacco)
Lineage: Eukaryota; Viridiplantae; Streptophyta; Magnoliopsida; Solanales; Solanaceae
Source: RefSeq, a predicted model, not a curated record